This is a messenger RNA of Nicrophorus vespilloides, 2928 nucleotides long. Its product is annotated as transcription initiation factor TFIID subunit 3-like. The record is from RefSeq and is a predicted model, not a curated record. Gene Ontology annotation, cellular component: transcription factor TFIID complex. Bases 190 to 2868 code for a protein of 892 amino acids. The transcript is spliced from 9 exons. NCBI's taxonomy places the organism in Eukaryota, Metazoa, Arthropoda, Insecta, Coleoptera, Silphidae. Gene Ontology annotation, molecular function: protein heterodimerization activity.
CAUAAAAGCAAACAUCGCAGGUCGCUGUAAACACAAUCUAAGAGUUUGUAGAAAACACAGAAAAACAGAGACUUGUGAUGAGGCUAAACAUAAAUAAAUGUUAAUUUCGUGAAGCGCCAACCUUCCUUAUCGUUUUCGAACUGCAUUUAAUAGUGAAAAUCUGCUUGUGUAGUGCAAAAAUCGUUCAAAAUGAGUGCCCAAUACGCCAGGGACAUGAUGAAGGUCUCUGUGGCGAAAAUGUUGCAAACUAUAGGAUGGAACAGUAUCCAAACUACCCCACUGGAGAUCCUCACUGAUAUACUUACAUUAUAUGUGAGCCAAAUAGCGAAAACCACUCACGACUACGCAAAUGAAUUUGGUUGUGUCGAUCCAAACUUAGACCAUUUAGGUUUGGCAUUCAGAGAUUGCCAUGUAAAUUUAAAUGAACUAGAGGAGUAUGCAACUUAUGUUAAUUUUGGACCACCACCGUCCAGUGUACCUAAGUUUCCGAUACCAAAGGAAGAUAACCUGAACUUCUUGAAGCCUGGCAGCAAGGAGGUUGUGACCAGACCGGUGCACAUACAUGAACACUUGCCACCAAUGUUUAAAAUAAACGAAGUUGCUGAAAAUGAACCAGAAAAUGUUCCUAAGAAUGAGGAAGAUGAGGCUAUUAAUGUUGAAUCCACAAUACCUACAUUUAAGCGACCAGCAGAAGUUUCUCCAAGUGAACCAUUUAAACGACCAAGGCUUCUAGUGGAAGAGGAAGGUAGGCCUACUAGAGAAAUCAGCAGUGUUAUGAUGACAACAUCCGGUUAUAUUUCACCUGCUAGGGAAGGUAAACUUCCUGAGGCGAGGACGCCUGUAACCGCUCUGGAGUUGGCGCCACUAUUGCCGACGCCAUCUUCGAGUUCUUCAAAUGGGCAGUCCUCGAAACCGAAUAAGGUUGUGAAGAAACAGGAGAAGAAAAAGGAGAAAAUAGGCAAGGAGCUCUUCAAGCCAUCCGCUGACGAGAAGAUCACGAAGAAGGUCACGACUAUGAAAGAUGUGGUGAAGUUAAAACAGAUGAAAGCCGUCAAUGCAGCGAACAACCCUUUGACGGCGAAUCCAAGCACUUCUGCCAAUUUUGUAGUGAACAACGAGGUGAAGGUGCCGCCCCCGACGCCUACACCCCCUCGCGAGACCAAACCAAUCCAGCCGAAGGUAAACAACAAAACGCUGGCAGCAGCUAGAUUGAAAACGGAGAAAUUCAAUACUACAAUUACUCCAAUUCCAAUCAAGCCACCAGUGGAAAUCAUCGAUAAACUCUUCACGGAACCGGAUAAGAAGAAAGUGAAUAUCCUGAAGAAAAUUUCGAACGUAAAAAAUGAAAGCAAAGCUGAAAGUAAGUCCAAACCAAAGGAAGCCAUUGAGCCAUAUGUAUCUCGGGAGAGUUCACCGAUUUUAAUAAUUGACGAACCUGCUGAUGCUAGUAAUAAAGUACAUAUUUCUAAUGACAUUACCAUAGAAUUGGUAGAUACGCCUGAAAAACAAACGGAGAAACCUGAGAAAUCCUUUUUCGAUGACGAAUCGCCGCCCGGCACGCCAUCCACUCCAAAAACCCCGGAGAUGAUUGCUAGCCCACCUGUCACAAAAGAAAAACGGAAGAGGAAGGAUAAAACUAAAAUUAAAAAAGUACAGAAAAUGAGUCCGGCGGUUGUCGCACCGGAGCCGCCCAGUCUAUUCCUAGAUAACGAACGACCAAAGACACCUGAGCCUGCUCCGGUUAUACCACCGCCGUUCCGGCCGGACAGCAUGCUCGACAACAUGCGUUAUCCUCUCGGAUUAUUCUCCACAUUAAGCAAAGGUCCUGGAUUGAUCCCUUCGCCUAUGUACAACAUGAAUCCGUUCAGUUUGCCCCCGUUCCUUAGAAAUCCAUUACCGAAGCAAGAGGAGCCCAGAGCAAAGUCGCCGCCAGCAACUGUUACAAAACGCGACCCAUCACCGCCAUCGCCUCCACCAGUUGUUAGCUCAACAACGUCAUUGGCAGUUAAGGAAUGCACACAGAUUUCACCAAAAUCGGAGAAGAAGAAAGACAAGGAGCAUAAGAAAGAUAAGAAAGAUAAAAUAAAAAAGAAAAAUAAGAAAGAUAAAAUGAAAAGUAAGGCUGAGAAAAAGAAGUUGAAAGAAGAGAAGAAGGACAAGGAGAAAACUAAGAAAGAGAAAAAGGAGAAACGAAAAGAAAAGGAGAAAGAGAAGGAAAAAGAGAAAGAAAAGGAAAAGGAAAGCAGAGAAAAUCCAGAUGUUGGAAUACCGAAGCUCACACUGAAGUUGGGAACACCAUCUCCAAGACCGGAAACACCAGACACGAAAAAAUUGAACAUUAAACCAGUUGUUAAGAAGGAAGUCGAAGAGGUUAAGCCUAAGGAAGCUGAGGUGAAGCGGGAACUUUCACCGGAGCUUGCCAAAAUAUCAGCCUUAUUUACAGGCCAGCCCAAACAGAAAUCAGCAACUGCAUCGGCUUCAAGUACAAAGGACGAUAAGAAAGAGGAAAUCCCGAUUUCUACAACGUCUGCACCAAAAUCUCACCCCGGGCCAGGGAGGCCCAGGAUUCAUCCCAUCAAACAGAAACCUUUAAAACCUACCAAACAGCAGGUCCCCGUGAAGGUAAGUAAAGAUUCCGAGGGUAAUGAGGUCUGGAUUUGUCCUGCUUGUGGGAGACAGGAUGACGGCAGUCCAAUGAUCGGUUGCGAUGACUGCGACGCAUGGUAUCAUUGGGUAUGUGUGGGUAUUCAGGUUCCUCCAGAUCAGAACGAAGACUGGUACUGCAGAUUAUGUCUGGUGAAGAAACAGGAAGUCUUGCAAACCGACAAAAAGAAGAAACGCAAGAAGCGAGAGAAAAAAGAGCACUGAAUUUAAUUGCGUUACACUUUCGUUUUCAACGAAUGUGUAAGAUCAAAAUCAAUAAUUCUG